This is a messenger RNA of Hippoglossus stenolepis (Pacific halibut), 6626 nucleotides long. RefSeq lists its product as uncharacterized. The transcript is spliced from 6 exons. The record is from RefSeq and is a predicted model, not a curated record. Lineage: Eukaryota; Metazoa; Chordata; Actinopteri; Pleuronectiformes; Pleuronectidae. The coding region runs from base 903 to 3881 and encodes 992 amino acids.
UCCGUGUGAGUGGGCUGCGGGAGGAAGCAGCUCCGUCAUCGUGCGCGCUGCGGAGAGAUGCGGCGGCGCACGGUGAAGCCUCAGCGGCGGAGGAGCUGAUGCGCAGUGACCGAGACACGGAGCAAACAUCCAGGGCUGAGCUGGGCCUCUGAAUCCGGGCGAUGGGACGGAGCUGAACGGCGUCGGACGGGUCGGUUGUGCAGCAGCAGCAGCGGUGUUGGAGGAGGAGGAGGAGGAGGUGCUGGAGGAGGUGGUGGUGGUGGUGCAGGCCGAGUGGACGGAUGAUGCUGAGCCCAGAGAAGGAUGCUCCAUCUCCAGUGAGGGUUGAACAGGCUCCUGUAAACAAUGAGGAGGCAGAGAGGAGGACUCUUCAUCCUCACAGCCUGAGGAGACACUGAGGUUGUUGUGUGACAGCUGAGUCAGUCCACAGUGACGAGAGGCCCGCGGACGGGGACGGCAGCGAGGAUCUGAAGACGCCGUCACAGAGCAUCAGUCUGGGGGGGAAACUUCUCCUCAUCCUCUCCAUCAUCAGCGCUGACAGCUCCACGUCUGACCUGAGCAUCUCUUCUCUUCGUCAGAGGAUCAGGAGCAGCUCCAGCUCCCUUUCCUCAAAACAACUGACUCUGAUUUACUUCUUUUGCUUCUUGUCCAAAACCUCCGUUGAGGAUUGACUGUUAAGAUACAAUCUCAUGCAACUAAGAGUUGUGUCGUGAGAGGAUUUCAGCUGUUUCAUGAUGCCCUUUGUGUUCUUUCUAUAUCUUUUUACCGAUGCGUGGUCACGCUCUGAAUCAAGAAUAGAUUCCUGAUAGUGGCAGCGUUUCCUCUCACCGAUGAGAGUUCAACUCGACCUGACAGGCUGCAUUUUAAUAAAGGAUAAGUAAGGACAAGCUGAUAAAACAUAGAUGAGGCCAACAACGAGCACCAUGCUCCAGCAGAAUAACAACAACAACUACCCCUGUCUGAAUGUGUCGGGCUCCACCCGGGAGAUGCUCCAGAAGUGCUCCAGAGCCUCCCUGCCCUUCCCCAGCCGCCUGGAGCUGGGCCUGGGAGACCUGCCGCUGAUCCGGGGCCUCCGAGCUUGGGCCCUGUGCUCCAAGAACCGCUGCAAGGCUGGAGGUCUUCUGGGAGGAGGUCAGGCCCCCGUAGCUCCGCCCGCAGGCCACAAGGGCUCAACUGCCGGCCCCCGGCCUGCGGAUGUGCACCUGAGUGGUGAGUGGGGUCGGAUGGGGUAUGGGCUUCCCUUGGGGGUGGACGCCAGACAGGCUGGGAUUGGAGCUUUGGUAACGGUCGCCACUCUGAAGACCUCGGAGGGCAGCGGGAAGACGCAGACUCAGUGCCUCUUCCUGCGGACUGAGAAAGGGAGCUGUUUGUACUCGACCGCUAAACCUGGUCCUGGGAGGACAAGCGUCGCAGCCUCCAGCGGGGUCGGAGGAUGGCUGAGAGGGAAGACAGGGGUCGGAGGCAGAGACGCUCCAGCCGGGAGGAGGGACAAUGGGUCAAAUCUGCCGGCACAGGCCGGAGCAAACCGGGUUCGAGUGCGAUCAGGCCGGAGAUGGAGGAAGUCCGGUAACGCAGCCGGACGUGAGAAAACAGGCGUAAGCAAAGAGAGGCAGCAGAGGAGCAGGGAGGGAGCUGCAGGAGAAAGACAGGAAGAGCGAGACAAAGGAGGCCUGCACAGUGAACAAUCUCCCAGCAUGCAGCAGGAUGGCCGGAGAGCCAGGCAGGAGAAAGAGAAAGAGGGAGUUUGCAGAAGUCCCAGAUGCUGCCACAAUGUUUCUGCUAAAAGUUGUUCUCAGUGUGGAAGGAGAGAGCAGAGAAGGGAGAGCCAGGAUGAAGGCGAGGGAGGUGAGGGUCCGAGGACAGAAGAUGUGAGAGGAACGAGGAAGGAGAAGCAAGAGGAGUUACAGUCCUCUAAUUCUGUUUUGGCUUCUGCAAACCCUGACCUAGAAUCUAACUGCCCUCACCCACAAUCCCUCAGUGGCUGUGAUGGUGGAGAGAUUAGAGAGGCCGACAGCAGCGAGGAGCCGAAGACGCAAACCGCUCCCAGGAUGCACGACUGUUCAGAGGAGGAGCAGGAUUCAAACUUGGAGAAUCUGAAAACACGUAACGGAAACAAUUACAUCAUUCACGUCCAGUCUGGACACUUGACCGACGACUUUAAAUCGAGACACAGCGGAGGUUUUAACGACAGAGAAGCAACUGAAAAUCCAUGUGAAGACAAAGUGGCUAAUGUAAAUGGAUUUCCUGAUUGUGCAGACGCAGAGAGGGAGAGAGCUGAAAGUGAAGAGGAGCAAACGACCGUCUGUCUGACUCCUGCUGAAUUCUCCGUUGCCUCCGACUGCUGCGAGGACGUCUCUGUCUCCACCCGUCCUGUCUCCAUCAGCGCUGCAGUCUCCCCUGAGUCCUCUACGCCUGCAGAGGGCAGCGUCUGCUCUGCUGACCACCAGGCUUGUUGGGUUGAGAGAGAACAAGAGAAGAGCCGAGCGGAGCUCCCAGAGAGGCAUCAUGAAGGGGACCCAGGCAUUGUGGGUAAUGAAGAGCUGGAUGUUGAGUCUGAUGAGAAAACCAUGAAACCUCAGCUCUUCUGCAAACAUGAGGGGGAGGGGGAGGAGAGAGAAGCUUCAUCUUCACUUCUCCGUCUCAAAGAUCCUUCCAUCCUCGAGAGCGAAGCAGAAAACAGAUGCAACAGUAGGAGCAGAGAGUCUGAGCAGAGAGAUGAGCUGGAGUCAGAGGAGAAAAGACAGGAGGUCAGGGAGAGGGAGCUGGACGGCGUCAGCAAUGAGGGUGAUGACGGACACACAAGGGAAGAGACAAACAUUAGCGACGCACUGAAGGACAGUUCUAAAGAAGUGGAGAAGAACUGUGCAGCAGAAGAUGAGCGGAGGCGACAGGACUCUGCAGACGGAUCCAGGGGACGGAGGAAAAGCGACGGAGACACCUGCAGCGUCAGGCGUCCUGAGGAGAACAGAGGGAGCAGCACUGACCUCCCUAAUGUCGCCUGCUCUGAUCCCUCCACCUCUCCUCCACCCUCCCCGGCUAAUCCUGACCCCUCUCUGCCCCCCCUGGGAUCCAUGGCAACCAGCCUGCCCUGUAUGGAGGAGGAGGAGGAGGUGCUCAGAGUGCCAGCCGGAGACGGAGGUCAGGAAGGGAAGAGGAGGUGUGGGAGAGAGCAGGAGGAGGAGAGGGGUUCCACCGUGGCCGCUGCAGACAGGAGGAAGGAGGAGGAGGAAGAUGAGUUUGGAGUGUUCAUGCAGGCGGACGGAGAGCCGGCCUGCGGCGAGGGGGUCACCAUGUCUGCCUCAGUGCCUUGUGGGAGCAGAGCGAGUGUCGGUGUGUGUCGGGAAGCAGCCGGGGAGUCGACCCAGUGGACGCAGGGCUGGACGGACAGCUCCUUCCACCAAUCAGACGACGCCUGGACGGCCUUUCCCUCGUCAGAUGAAGGUCGAGACGUCGCGGGACAGUGGUGGCCGACCGGCGCUGUGGAGGCGAGGAGAGACAGGCUGUCGGCCAAUCAGAACCUGGCGUCUGUCUUCGCUGAGGCCUUCCCCUCGCCGCCUGGCUCCUCGCCGGGCGACCUCCACGCUGUUCCCACCCUGGCGCAGCUCCUCCGGGGCGGAGCCAGCCAGGACCAGGGGCUGUUGGACGGUUUCCAUGACUUGAACAAAAUGAUCGGUCAGAGAUACAAGAGAGCCAAUGGCGUGUCUCGUGACCUGCUGCUGACGACCCUCCACCUGGAGCCGCCUCCCACCGACAGCCGACCUGCUCCCCGGACAACCAACCGGCGUCUCUCCCCCGGCCUCCCCUCGGCCAAUCAGCACGCCCAGAACGCUGCCGCCAAGCGACGGCUGUCGUACGACUACAACAGAAACGUCACGGAGUAACUCUGAGAUACACUUGAAGAACCGCGGCUUUUAAACCGAGUCGGACAGAUCGACCACAGGUUCAUCAUCGAACUGUUCAAACUCUGACGAUUUGACGAACCUGAGAGAAGACUGAACACGUGCAGGUGGAGCGACGUCGUCUCCUGUUGAACUGGUGGAGGAACCUUUCAUCGCCCAUGUUCCAUCAUGUUCACCACCAACCUCCCAGUUUGAUUUUCCUUUAUCAACAUGUUCGAGAGCCGAGGGUCCAAGGUCCUCACUCACCACCGUGUUGGGGGAAGUCCACCCUCGUAUUAUCCCUCCUGUUAUAUUAUUGUCUGAAAAGGUUUUUAAGUCUAAAGUAAUUCAUUCAAAAGUUAGAACUCCCCAUUUCUCCAGUUUUUAAUUAAAAUUUAAAACAACACGUCCAGUGAUUGAAGAGAAAUUAAAGUGAUCUAAAGGCCCCAUGAAAUGAAAAAUACAUUCGACCAGUUUGAAUCCUGUGUUAAUUCUUCAUUUCUCACUUUUCCAUCGUAGAAAAAGUGUCCGGCUGCAGGAUGAGUCAAACAUUCAGAUGAAAUUCAGUUCAACGUAGAAGAUGCUGUAACUUCAGAAACACUGAGACGUUGAAUUAAGGACAUUGGACAAAAUGGAGGUGAUCUAAAACCUCCUGUGAGUCGUGUUUGUCUCGGAGGCAGAUCUGCUUGUUCGGCAGAAACCGUCUCGGUGGUUGAAUUGAACCUUAAUGAGCUGAUGCAUGAUUCACCACCAUGGAAUUCAGGAGUUUGAACGGUUGAUCUGCUGCUAACUGGCUUAUCUGUGUCAACUGAGGCAGUUCUGAGCAGUUUAAACUUGCAAAGUCAGUUAUGAUCCUGUUCGCGUUCUCCCUCUCAUAUCUGCUGCUUUAUGCAAAAGAGGAUGAACCCGUUGUUUAAAUCAACCAAUGAGAUGGAGAGAGGAGACAGUUUUUACAGUCUGGGCAUAAAAAAAGAAGCAGUUUACAGUAUAAUUACCACACAAGUAUUGAAGUAGUCAUCGUGUGGGAGGUAUUUGUAUCUGUAGUAUUCAGAAUGACAACAGGGGAAGUGAUGUGAACACAUGAAGCUCCAGUCGACCUCUCAGACCCGAUGUUUGGUUUCAUUAGAGGACGAGAGGCAGUGACGUGAAGUGACUCGGUCGCUGCUGGUUAUCUCAGUCGAAUGUCCUCCUUCGGUUUCCCUCUCUGCAGAGUCCGACCCCGCGUCGCCUCUCACAUUCACGACUCAGUGUCACAUACUCACACAUGUUAAAGCUCAUUUUCAUCCCUUUGUUUAGUAAUAACUAGAACUAUCGUAUGUGUCGUCACCGUGUCAGGGUCGAGUUAUUUUUCCACACGUGACAGAUAGAAUUGUCUGGAAAAUUGCGUUCUGCCUCUUUCGAGAGUUUGAAGAUUGAGUUUGAAGCAGGAAAUUGUUUGGGUCGUUCACAACAAUGAAUACAUGUCAGGAACAAGGAAGUAAUUAAAGCCAAAAGCUCUCGAAUGUCGUAUUUCUAUGUUGAUAUCUUUGAUUGUGGAUCCUCUUCAUCAUCCUGAGAUAUUUGUGGUUUGGGAGGCACAGUGGUGCAGUGGUUAGCACCUUGCAGCAGAAGGUUACUGGUUUGAAACCCCAGUUUGUUCAGUGUCUUUCUACGUGGACUUUGCUUGUGUUAUUUUUGUCUGCGUGGUCUCCUGCAGUGCACAGACCUUCACACCGGGGUCAGGUUAAAUGGAGACUCUAAAUUGACCCCACCUCUCGCACAGCUUGGAUUGGGUCUCGCUCCCCUGUGCUCCUCGAAGGAAAAGCGUUUUAGAAAAUGAAUAGAUGGAUAUUUGUAUUCCACCAGUUUUGUGUCCGUCAUGUGUUAGAAACGUCCACAACUCACUCACUGUGAAUUUUCAGGACGUUUUCCUGUUGUAUUCUCACACGAGCUCACUCGGACGUCCGCCUCCUCGCGUACAGAGCCUCUGGAGAACGUCAGAACGACGUCAGGACCUCGAUGUGCGUCUGAAAGCAGCUGUGACGCGAUGAAGAUCCUGUUUCAGGCUGUGAUGACUUUUACAUUUUACAGUUUGCAGAGUGAUGCAUGUGCUUUCAUUGUGUAACAGAAAGACGAAAAAAAAAAAAAACAAUGAUGGGAACGAACCUUACACAUAGUUUUGGUUCCAACAAGCUUGUCUUCCAGUUGGUGCCGACAGGAACCAGAGAAAGUGCUAAUGUUUACACAGAAUCACAGAAUCAUCACCGACACGUUCAGGGGAAACGCGUCAGAUGCAGCGAAACUCAAACUAACAGAAACUCUGGCAUGUGAUGUUUUCUUCUGUUGUUCUGUCUGGUUUUUCUCCGACAGGCUGUCCUGUCACGUGAAUGCAUCGUUGUUUCUGCAGUCGAGUUCACAUCUUGGGCCAAACUUGAAUCGAGCUGCCAAUCAAAAGUGAUAUAUUUUGAGAAUAAUGUCGACAUGUCAGUGGUUCACUGCCCAGUUUUAGUUCAGACUCGCACAUCGAAUCAUUAUCUCACGUCAGAAAGUUGAUUUCUCCUUUCGUUGUAUAUUUCACUCGUCAAAUUAUUUGUGAUGAAAUUCAGAAACAAAACGUUUGUGUGUGUGUGUGUGUGUGUGUGUGUCUCGGUCAUUUGUAGAAAAUAGAAAUUUCUGAAAAAGAAAAAGAUGAAUAUUUUCUGAUCUGUUCAAAUGAGGAAGAGAGUGAUGUUGCCUUGGUAACUGAUGUAAUAAAAUGAUACUGCGUGA